Molecule: messenger RNA, 945 nt
Organism: Esox lucius (northern pike)
Lineage: Eukaryota; Metazoa; Chordata; Actinopteri; Esociformes; Esocidae
Product: ubiquitin-conjugating enzyme E2 D4-like
Exons: 7
Coding region: 119-562 (147 amino acids)
Biological process (GO): protein polyubiquitination; ubiquitin-dependent protein catabolic process
Cellular component (GO): nucleus
Molecular function (GO): ubiquitin conjugating enzyme activity
Source: RefSeq, marked provisional
GGAAACAAAAGAAAUCGCAAAUUUCUCUAAACAAUUUUUGGUGAGUUGCGCCGAGAAACAGGCAUACAACUGACCGAUUCCAAUUGCAAAUUCAUAUACCUACAGCAGGAGGGUUGACAUGGCUUUGAAAAGAAUACAGAAGGAGUUACAUGACUUGCAAAGGGACCCUCCAGCUCAAUGUUCAGCUGGACCAGUUGGAGAGGACCUGUUUCAUUGGCAAGCCACCAUCAUGGGACCUACUGACAGUCCAUACCAGGGAGGGGUAUUUUUCCUCACCAUCCACUUUCCCACAGAUUAUCCCUUCAAACCACCAAAGGUAGCCUUCACAACAAAAAUCUAUCACCCAAACAUAAACAGUAAUGGUAGCAUCUGUCUGGACAUUCUGAGGUCACAGUGGUCUCCAGCGCUUACAGUUUCGAAAGUUUUAUUGUCCAUAUGCUCAUUGCUGUGUGACCCAAACCCAGAUGAUCCCCUAGUUCCAGACAUAGCACACAUCUACAAGCAGGAUAAAGAAAAGUACAACAGAUUAGCAAGAGAUUGGACUCAAAAGUAUGCAAUGUAAAGGACUGAAGUUUGAGAAAAGGCUUAAGCAAGUUUCCUGGACACCUCUGAAAGUACUGUUGCUACCCCCCAUCCUUACGGUUGAAGAAGUGUUUUACAUGGGAAGCACAUUCUAUGCCCACAUUAACUGGUUUUAUGCUUUGCCCUCAUUAUUUUCUUUUGUUUGACAUUCCCAAUGUUAUAUAAAUUAUUAUUCAUUUAUUGCUGAGAUGGCCCAUAAAGAAAGAACAGACCAAUUCUGAAUCCAUUCUCCCAUCGUAUAGGUACAUUCUUUUUUCCUUUUAGAGAUUUUUAUUGUAUAGUAUAAAGCUAUACUGAAUCUAUUUUUAUUAUUUUGCAUUAAAAAGUGAAACAAUAAAUAUUUGUCUUGAUUAUCUUAGACAU